AUGGCGUCUUCGAACCCAUUUCGAAGAUCAGUUCUACAGGCAAAAGCUGCCGACUCGACUCUCCCUCCUCUUGAACCAAUAGACGCGACACAGACACAUGCUGCGCCCCCGCGCACAUCGUUUCGCGAGCCAGAACCCAGCGACGCAGACGACGAGCCCGAGCCCGAGCCCGAGCCCAAAGCGCAGCACGACCGUAAACAGAAGCCAGUGAAAAAGGUCAGGGUGUUGACGCCACCACCGCUGUCGCCCGACUCCCCAGAAUGGCCAGAUGUCGAACCCAUGUACCGGACCGGGGCAGGCCUGGUACCGCCCCCGGUCAGCUACGACCCCUUUGCCGGCUCAGCGACGGAUGAAAGCGACCGAGAUGGCGCGACAACGCCCCCAUACUCCGGGGUCGCUGCCGGUGCUUUCGCGACCCCUCCCUCGGCGCCAGGAGGACCGCCCGGCAACCCUUUUAGCCGCACGCUGCAAGAUAUAGAAGAUGCAUCAAACAAGGAAGAGCUGGACCUGCAGCAAAGGGAGGAGGGAGAGGUUCUCAAGGCCGCCAACGCCGGCACGCCGGCUCUCAACGUGGAUGCCUUUAAGAGGCUCCUCCUGACGGGCAAUUCUGGAGUGCAAGACCGUCAGGUACCCGCUGACAACCAAGGGCUUGCGUCUCUAAACGCGGAAGCAAACAAAAUCGUGACUUCUCCUCAAGCUGCCCAAGAGCAUAGCGAGAUUCACGGCGACAAGAGCAGCUCGCAGCAAGGUCAACGCGUCGUUUCACCUUUGGAAUCCAGCAAGGAAAAAAAGCUUAUACCUCCACCACCACCAAGCUCUCGCCACGGCAAGACCAUCAAGAGCGAGCAGCCCAAAGAACCCGAGCACCACUACGUACCGUCCGAGACCAAAAUUGCACCACAUUCACAUAUACCACGUGGCAAUGAGUCAGAAUCUACCUUGGAUGAAAAAUCAUCGAAUGACUCACAUGCGAACGAGGCCGCAGCGCCCAGCAGCAACACAAAAAAGUCAGCACCAGUGCCGCCCCCACGCCGUGGCCACGCACGUAGCGAUUCAAAGUCUACGCACCCACCCUUUUCCUCUUCCAAGCCCGGCGAGGACGAUCACGAGCCUCGCUCAUCUAUAGACUCGACGCACCGACAGGACGGCGGCGAAAAGGCCCGCGGCCAAAUCCCCGCGCCGCCACCGCCCCGGCGGCCGCACGCUACACCCAAGCAGAGCGGCUCGGCCACUGCCUCGUCGUCAUCGAUCCCGCAGCGCAACGCGGCGGAAACGUCGCCCAUAUCAGGCCGGUCGCCGGCGCCGCCGCGGCCACCGGCCAGAAACCCGUCCUCUGCGCGACGGCUGCCUGGUGGUGGAAGUAGUAGCAGCGGCGGCGCCUCCUCCAUCGACAGGCGGGACAGCGCGCCGCCGCCGCCGCCGCCGCCACCACCACGACCACGGCACCGAGGCAGCAGCAGUCCCACGCGCAAAUCGAGCGCUGAGACGCCGGGCAAAUCGUCUGUAAAUUCUAGCAAGGGAGCGGAUAUCCUGGCCGACUUGGAUGCGCUGCGGCGCGAGGUCGAGGCCUUGCGCGGUGCGCGGUAA
Molecule: messenger RNA, 1587 nt
Organism: Beauveria bassiana ARSEF 2860
Lineage: Eukaryota; Fungi; Ascomycota; Sordariomycetes; Hypocreales; Cordycipitaceae
Exons: 1
Coding region: 1-1587 (528 amino acids)
Source: RefSeq, a predicted model, not a curated record